AUGUGGUCCCAAAUUUUGCGAUGCACACAGCAAACGCUUGGAACUGUGGCAUUUUUCACUAAUUUUUUACUGAUAUGGCUGAUUAUGAUGAAAUCGCCAAAAGCCAUGUACACCUACAAACAUAUUAUGGUUUUUACUUCGGUUUUCGAGAUCUUCUACGCUUGGAUUGAUAUGUUUGUGGCACCGGAACUAAUCACCAAAAGAACAUACUGGAUCGCUGAAACGGAUACAACUAAAACCUGGCUACCAUUAUCGAUUGUUUAUCCAUUGUUGUUGGCUUGGGGAGGCUCAUUUGGAAUCGCCUUGGCCAGUUUUAUCGUUCAUUUCAUGUUCAGAUAUUUCACAAUUAUUGGAAAUAAAUUUUUGUUGUCUCAAAAGAAUUUUAUGGUCUACAUUUGGCUGAGUAUUCCAGUAAUUUGUGGAUUUUUCUAUGCACUUUUGACACAUAUUUUUCUACAGCAAAAUGAGAUAAUGGAUACACUGAUAUGCACAGACAUUGAAAGUCUCCGAAAUGUUCCGAAAAAUGAGAUGACAUUUUCCUUCUUCACCAUGACGAUUUUCGCUAUCAAAGGCUACUCAGCAAUUCGAAAGUUUCAAGGAACCCACACAAACUUAUCCAGUCUCUCGAAAUCUCUCCAAACCCAAUUAUUCUACUCAUUGGUCAUACAAACUGCAAUUCCGACAAUUCUCAUUCAUUUCCCGUCUACAGUAAUCCUCAUUCGCUCAUUUAUGGGCACAACUGAAGAGAUCUACGGUCACAUUUUUACAAUUUCCGUUUCCCUAUUUCCUGUUAUCGACCCACUUCCCAGUAUGAUUAUUAUACAACCCUAUAGAAAAGCAAUUAAAACAUGCUUCAGAUUGUCUAAAGGUCAAAAUUCAACAAUAGCAUCGUCUUAUGUUGGCUCUAGAACUACCACUUUUUGA
This is a messenger RNA of Caenorhabditis briggsae, 924 nucleotides long. RefSeq names its product Protein CBR-STR-230 (gene Cbr-str-230). Gene Ontology annotation, molecular function: G protein-coupled olfactory receptor activity. The transcript is spliced from 7 exons. Gene Ontology annotation, biological process: G protein-coupled receptor signaling pathway; olfactory behavior. The coding region runs from base 1 to 924 and encodes 307 amino acids. NCBI's taxonomy places the organism in Eukaryota, Metazoa, Nematoda, Chromadorea, Rhabditida, Rhabditidae. The record is from RefSeq and is a predicted model, not a curated record.